GUGAUUGACAUAGAGAUUGAGUAAUUGACCCAAGAUCUCACAGGGGGGAAAUAUACAAUAGAAACAAAAUAUUUUCACCGUAUAGUUGGGAUCUCAGCACAAUUAAUAGGUCAAAAGUUUCCUGAGCUAUUGUUCGGGGACAGAUAUGCUAUCUGAUAUUUUCCUUUUCUUAUUCUUUUCCAGCAAUGCUUGUAGCCUGUAGUGACACCUGGCUCCAUGUCAAAGUUAGACGAACGACUCAAAUGCAUUGGCUGCAACCUCAGCAACAUGAACUCCAUCUAGGAAGUGGCUGCCCUGUAAACACACCUGAGGAAGACACCUUUGGGUUCCUUUACUUUCUCACUUCUUGUGACAUCAGGACUUAUGAAAACCCAUCAAGUAUUUUUAUUGAAAGUUCAGUCACAUUUGAACCAACGGAUUUAGACUUUAUUAUCCACAUCCCAGUAGCAUGCUAUUUUCAAAGACAUUUUCCAAUGAUAUUGGUGCUGAAAAGUAGAGAUAAUACUCAUCAUGAACACACUCAUCAUGAACACACAAGGCCAGUGGGACAGACGUGGUCUUUAUCACAUCAAGUUGAAGACUUGGGAAUCUGUCCAAGGGAACAAUUUUCUUUUGCUGGGCCACAAAAUUUUAUACCUUCUUACUAAAUGGAGGAAUUCAGCUAUCAAUUCUGGGUGAUGGAGCAACCUUACUUAUCCUGCUACUCUGGCUGCUUGAGAAUUUCACUGCCUCUUAGAAGUUGGACUAAUCUAUGGAUAUCAUCUUUUACUGUUUCAAAUAUCUUUUUAAAUGAAAAAUUGCUCUGCCGUGCAUAUUUAUACGCAUUUUGGGUAGGGA
Molecule: messenger RNA, 837 nt
Organism: Microcebus murinus (gray mouse lemur)
Lineage: Eukaryota; Metazoa; Chordata; Mammalia; Primates; Cheirogaleidae
Source: RefSeq, a predicted model, not a curated record